Messenger RNA from Hemibagrus wyckioides, 2463 nucleotides. It is a transcript of the gene hs3st3l, whose product is annotated as heparan sulfate (glucosamine) 3-O-sulfotransferase 3-like. Gene Ontology annotation, molecular function: [heparan sulfate]-glucosamine 3-sulfotransferase activity. The transcript has 2 exons. The record is from RefSeq and is a predicted model, not a curated record. The coding region runs from base 301 to 1374 and encodes 357 amino acids. Lineage: Eukaryota; Metazoa; Chordata; Actinopteri; Siluriformes; Bagridae.
GCAGAGAAAUUCCCCGGGGAAAGUCACCGAGAGAAAGACAGAACGACAGAUCACUCAGAACAAGCGCUGUAUUUUUAUUUAUUGUAAUUUAUUCUAUCAUCUUUUGUUCUUUCUUUUUGGGUUUUUUUCCCCAACUCUUUUCUAUUUUGCGCGCGAGCGUUGGCGCGCUGAGGCGGCGGCGGUCAGACAUGGACCUGGAGACACUGCGCUCUUUUCGGUGGCGUUCACUUUCACGGCGCUUUAAAGUUAAACCGGUAACUUCUUGAACACAAUGGCGUCCUUCAGUCUCCCUUCAGAGGGAUGGCAAGUUCUCGCGGACCUCCGCCGGACCCUGGGAGACUCGCGCCCAAACUUGUAGGCAUGCUGUGGUUCGGUGUGGUGUGCGCCUUCCUCCUGUACUUUCUGCGAUGCUGCGAAUCCGAAGUGACAGAAAGUUUCAGUUUAAGUCGCGACGAUGCGCCGCUGGGAACGGCACGCUACGGUGAAAGAAACGGGACGCUUGGUGUUGUUGGUGUCGGUGUAGACGGGAGAAGGAGGAAGAGGAGCGCAGGAGAAGGCGCGGAUGUGGAUGGCACGAUGAAGGAGAAGGAGUGGAGGGGCGCGCGCAGGCUGCCGCACGCGCUCAUCAUCGGCGUGAAGAAAGGCGGCACGCGCGCGCUGCUCGAGUUCCUGAGACUUCACCCGGACAUCCGCGCGCUCGGAGCCGAGCCGCACUUCUUCGAUAGGCAUUACGCACGCGGACUCACCUGGUACAGGAGCAUGAUGCCCAAGGCUCUGGAAGGCCAGAUUGUGAUGGAAAAAACACCACGUUACUUUGUUACAGCCGAAACACCGGCUCGUGUCCGUGCCAUGUCAAGAGACGUGAAGUUGAUCGUGGUGGUGCGUGACCCCGUGACCCGCGCCAUCUCCGACUACACUCAGAUCGCCUCCAAGACACCGGGCAUCUCCAGCUUCGAAAGCCUGGCUUUUAAGAACAGAUCAUCGGGUCAGGUGAACUCUCUGUGGAGCCCGCUGUACAUUGGCUUAUACGCCCAGCAUCUGGAGCGCUGGCUCGCUUAUUUCCCACUCUCUCAAAUCCACUUUGUCCACGGUGAGAGGCUCGUCAGUGACCCGGCUUUUGAGCUGGGCCGUGUGCAGGACUUCCUGGGCCUGGAGCGCAUUAUCACGGACAAGCAUUUCUACUUCAACAAGACCAAGGGCUUCCCGUGUCUGAAGAAGGCCGAGGGCAGCGCUGAGCCGCACUGCUUGGGCAAAACCAAAGGCAGGACACACGUGCGUGUCGAACCUGAGGUCAUUCGCAACCUCAGGGACUUCUACCAUCCGCACAAUCUGAGGUUCUACCAAAUGACUGGAAUGGAUUUUGGGUGGAAGUGAUUUUUUUUCUCAAUCCAGACUCAUUCAUGCAAAGCAGCACAGGAAACUGUGGAGGGGUAUAGUUGCUUUUCUGAGUAAAUUUUUGAUACGGUUAGUGCUCCCAUUGAUAGAGGAAACUCUGGGUGAGGUAUGAGUUAUGCACUAUGAUACAAGGGUAAAAGAUUAAGUAAUCAAAUUUGCAUUUGGAUUUUUAAAACUGUUUUUCUUAAGGCAUUUAUGUGCCAGGCUUCUGGAUGAGAGCAAAACAAAACAAGCUGAGUAUGAACCACAGUGGAAAGUGUUCAAACACCAGCUAUAAACAAGAAGUUGGACUGUAGGACUGUGUGUGACAUUCUAAAUGAGGUUUUAUGUGACCCACUCUGAUGAGCACCAUCAUGUGUAAAGGCUACUUCUUUCCAGACAAAUUAGAGCUGUGUAAAAACCACUGGCUUGCUGAUGUGAGCUUUUGCUUUUUUGAUCAAAUGAGCCAAAUCACCAUUUUUAUACUAUUAUUACAUCACAGAUUUGUGGUAUGGAGUAUCAUGGAGAACAAAAGAAAUCAUACUUUUAACACACAGUUUUUGAGAUGAAAAGUUUACAUUGUUAAGACGACAAUUGUAAGUAACCUGACAUGGUGUUCAGAGAUGGCGCUAAUAGAAAGCAUCAUACAUUAUACAUGCAUACAUUACACAUGCGUUCAUACAUUAUGCAUAAAUCAAUAAGUAACAUCGCUCCCUUUGAAAUACGGGAAUAUCAAAAGAACUGGCCGGGACAUGCUGAUCUAUCCUUGCAUAAUACACUCUUUGUUCAGGAUAAACAGCGCUAGUUUUCAACUUCCUGUGAUUGAUGAUAUGGUUACACGCUCACAAAGCCGACCCGUGUGUUGCUUGCAUGAAUUUGCACUAAUUUUAAGAAAAGCCUGUUCAAUUAUUUUCAAAUGGAUGUGUUCAUUUGUUAUGCAAUUUCGGAACCACAAACACAUGGGGAAAUAAAUUUUUUAUGAAUAGUGUGUGAGUGUAAGCGCAUUAACACGGUCGCACUAAGACAACACAUCCUUCUGUCGUCAUUUAUUCUUAUUCUUUAUUCUUCCUCUUUGCAAAAACACUUUUG